AACGAUCGCAACCCCGUUCGAACGCCACAGACUGGCUGUCUGUUUUUGUUUAAAGUGCGUGGAAAACGCAAAGAGAAUCAAACCAUUUUCCUUAUCUGUAUUAUUAAGGCCUUAAAUUGUUUUACAGCAACAAGCACCGAUAAAACGAGUAUCGCGCACAAGUAAAUUCUAGGGUCAUGUAAUUAAGGACACACUAGGACUAAGUUGCUCUGGUUCUUUGUUACAUUAAGAGCAUCUGUCACACAUAUAUGUUGCGAUGAAGUUUAUCUGGGCUGCAGAAGUUGGACAGACACAUAUUAACCGCGCAUGCGCAAUAACGCCGCCACCCAGCUCUGAAUAAGAGUUAAGAGAGAAACGAGAUAAAGAUGGCAGAGACAUCUACGAGUGAUGGUCCUGCCGCAGGAGCCGAUUUUGACAUGAUGAGCGCUCUUGAUUGGAAGGACGGCAUAGCCACUUUGCCAGGAAGUGACAUUCGGUUUCGGAUGACUGAAUUUGGCACCUUGGAGAUCGUCACAGAGGUGGAGCCCAAAGUUAAAGAGGCAGAGCUUACAGGCCCACAGCCUCAAACUACAGGCACCAGCAACACUCAUUCUUCUGAGCAAAACAAAACAUUAAAUCAGACUGCAAAGCCCCAGUCAAAUACAGAGCAUCAAACAAAUGCAGUGGUUUCCACUGACCCCCACAGGCAGGCAGAGAGCAACAACGCUGUGGAAAGCCCUAGUGUGAGUACAGUGCCCAAUGAGAUUGUUCCCAUGACUGAGACGACUGCAAACUGCAGGUCAUGUGGUCACUCUGGUUCACGCGAAUCCUUUCUACAAGGCAAAUAUUGCAGCGCUCCUUGUGUACAGCCCACCAGUGGCAGGUCAACCCCAGCUGAGGCUGCCGAAGGGGAACGUUUAGGUAAACGUGUGAGAAAGAAGAAGAAGAUGUUUAUGGAAUCUGGAGAUGAAGAGGAGGACAACAUAGAGGAGGAAGAGGAGAAGGUUAGAUCCUCAAAGGGGAGACGAGCAGCUAAAGUUGCUAGACUAGUGACUGCACCUCUGGUUAAGAAGAAAACCUGGAGUUGGUCAGCUUAUCUAGAGGAGGAGAGAGCCAUUACUGCUCCCUUGAAACUUUUUAAGGAGCACCAGUCAUUUCCUCAAAGCAGGAAUGGAUUUAAAGUUGGCAUGAAGUUAGAGGGAUUGGACCCCAGUCACCCUGCUUUCUUCUGCGUUUUGACUGUUGCAGAGGUGCAAGGCUACAGGAUUCGGCUUCACUUUGAUGGCUACCCUGAGUGCUAUGACUUCUGGGUAAAUGCUGACUCAUGGGAUGUGAAGCCGCCAGGCUGGUGUGAGAAAACGGGUCUCAAGCUAUUGCUGCCAAAAGGUAUCCAUUUUGAUGGCUGGAGUGAGGAGUAUGAUUUUUGGCUAGAUGCUGAUAGCCCAGAUCUGCACCCAGUAGGCUGGUGUCAGAAGACAGGUCAUCCUCUACAACACCCCAACGGUCCCAGAGAUUCUCCAGUGCCUCCAGGACAAGGCUGCCCAACCCCAGGAUGCAACGGAGUCGGACAUAUUAGAGGACCUCGGUAUGGGACACAUUACACGGUGGUGAGCUGUCCAUACUCAGAUGUGAAUUUGAAUAAGGACGGGCUGGUGCCGGACAGACUGAACGGGGAGAGGCCGGUCACGCUCAGUGGACCUCCGCGCCACCGCCGUGCUGAAAUGCUCACUCAGACGCACCCUCCCACACCCAGCGCCAGCACCCCUGAAGCCCCUGACACCACCACAGACGCCUGUCCACCAGCUCGCUCAGUGCGUGAGCACGUUGUGUCUGGCAGCGCUCCCAAAUGUGUCAAGCCACCUCAAGUGAAGCAGGAAGGUGACGGGAAAGUAUAUUAA
Sinocyclocheilus grahami is the source of this 1877-nucleotide messenger RNA. RefSeq names its product lethal(3)malignant brain tumor-like protein 3. The coding region runs from base 366 to 1877 and encodes 503 amino acids. Gene Ontology annotation, biological process: negative regulation of DNA-templated transcription. The record is from RefSeq and is a predicted model, not a curated record. Gene Ontology annotation, cellular component: nucleus. NCBI's taxonomy places the organism in Eukaryota, Metazoa, Chordata, Actinopteri, Cypriniformes, Cyprinidae. The transcript has 14 exons. Gene Ontology annotation, molecular function: chromatin binding; zinc ion binding; histone binding.